This is a messenger RNA of Bolinopsis microptera, 3295 nucleotides long. Its product is annotated as cilia- and flagella-associated protein 69-like. Gene Ontology annotation, biological process: positive regulation of flagellated sperm motility. Bases 32 to 2818 code for a protein of 928 amino acids. Gene Ontology annotation, cellular component: non-motile cilium; sperm midpiece. The transcript is spliced from 26 exons. The record is from RefSeq and is a predicted model, not a curated record. Lineage: Eukaryota; Metazoa; Ctenophora; Tentaculata; Lobata; Bolinopsidae.
AAAUAAUUUGAGUCAAUGUGCUGAAUGAACCAUGGAGACCAUAGAGGUACAGAAAUUCCCUUUGAUGGGAAGUAACAUGCAGUAUGACACGAGUACAAGAAGUUUUAUUGAACGACAACAACCGCCUAAACUGGAUACAACUUUGGAAAAAGUACUGCAACUUCUGACUGAUCCUCAUUCCACGAAAGUGAAAGAAAGACACACCAAAGCAGUGAAGAGGAUUUGUGACAGAUACUUCAGUGGCUUCUAUCUGAAAGACUUAGGACUGGUGUAUAAGAUAGUGGAGUCGCUUGUUGAGCACAUGAGGGAAGAUGAAGACUAUACCAGCUCGCUCGUUCAGAUUAUCAUGCUUUGCGGGAAAUCGUUUCUGAAGGAGAAAGCUUCGGACGAUGCGGUGUACGGUAAAGAUCUAGCCGAGUUCCUUGUUAAGCUUGUGAGACUGAUAGAGCUGCCGAAGCCUAUGGUACAGAUAGCAGUGACACACUGUAUUGGUAGUCUCUACUGCACUCCGGUUCCUAUCUAUAAUGACGGACCACAAGCAUGUAGACACGAGCUGAACAUCAAGGCAAUAGAGGACAGCAACGUGGUCAAGAUAUUCGCUUCAGAGCUCAAGAAAAUGGAGGACGACACUGUGUACCAGGAAAUCCUGCACCUCCUCCUCUUUCUCAGUCUCUCGUCGAGUAAUUGUGACUGUUUGCUGGAUAUGGAUAUAAUAUCCGUGAUCUCAAAGAACAUGGUCGGAGCGUGUGGGUCAAGUAACAGCAAGUUGUUGCAGUUGAGCGUAGAAGUACUGUGGAACGUUAUCGAAUAUGGAAACCCAGACAAGGUUCAGGACAGAUUCGAGACCAGCUCUGUCGUAAAAUCGCUCUACUACACCUUCUGCCACUUCAUCAAAAAAGCAAAGACUAAACAAGAUCUUCAAUUGCGGAACGAUGUGAUGUCAGUGACGCAAGUUCUAGUGACCCGGUGCCCUAGCGCCCCACUUCUCGAGUGUGGCUUCAUUAAAAUACUCACUCUGGUAGCCACCAGUUCUGAGGUAAAAACAACAGACGAGCUAAUGAAAGGAUUCUCUAUGAAGCCGCAAAAUGACGACUUUGAGCUAAAGAAGGCGGCCUGGACCACACUCAUCGGGCUGGCUGAAAAUGACGCCAUGAGACAGGUGAUGAUUGACGUGGGACUGCUGACGGCGCUGUUCGAUUACGUAAAGCCAAACGACAGUGUGUGCAGUGUGGAAUGGACGAGUGCUCAGUAUGAAGAACUUCAACUUCAGGCACUGUCGAGUCUAGAAACCCUGUCGCCCCUGUGUCUGGAGGAAUACAUGAGAGGACACGGCAACACAAGACUUAUAAUGUUACUGGAGUGGGCGUGUCUGGACUGUAAGUCUCGCCACAUCACCAACUCACUCACCACACCCACCGACACAGGUGAUUACGGAGGACACGGAAACAGCUUCUUCGGAGAGGGGGGCUACCAAACCCGGCGAGCUCAGCUCCGAUACACUAUCAGAGUCCUUCUGGCGGUGGUGCGAACGGGAAACGAAAACGUCAUACAAGAUCUGUGCGAUCAAGGACUCAUAGGGUCGCUACUAGUGGUAUUGAAGAUGUACAAAGACACUGAGGUGCCGAUAGAGUUAAGUAUCCUCUCAAACACUCUGCUCAUUCUCUCAGUUGUCUGUGAGACAGACUCGCACAGAAAGGCGACGUUUGGAGACGAGGGGGUCGACCUCCUGCUCAACUUUCUCAGUCUCGACAGUGAGAAGUUUUCCUCAGGGCUGGGGUAUCACAAACUGCUCCUCAGCUCUGUCAAUGCUAUCUGGUGCUGCGUUUCCUUCAUGAACCAGGACCUAUUUCUAGAGCGUGGAGGUAUCCCCAUCCUUCUUGAUCUGCUGGAGAAGUGUCCCCCAAGUAUGCAGAACUUGGUCCUGGGCGCGCUCCUUGACCUCACAGAAGAUGCACGUGCACUUCCGCACGUGGUCACGUGGAGGGGAACAGGCCAGAAAACUGCAGUGUCCCUUCUGAUCCAGCUGUGGAGGGCGGAGGAACAUGCAAUGGGCGUCAAGAGAGAUAGGAACCAUAUCAUGGCAGACCCAGCCACGCCUCUACAAGGAGCAGAACAGCUGAUGACUGACGUUAGCGCGCACGCCCUCAGCUCCACUCCUACUCUGGCUAUACUGGAUGUUGCUGAUAACAUGCGAGCAAAGAUUUACGCUAUGCUUUUCCGGAUUGGGUUUGAUAAUCUACCUCCCGUUUCUGCCAAGGAUCAGAUCACACUGACUCUGAUUGAGAACUACUUGGAUUUCAAAGUUGGAGAGGUUUGGGAGGAGAUAAUUGCAGAACUGAUGCUGGAUAACAUCACCCCUAUCAAGAGUGACAGGGAGGCUCUCAGAGAGAUACAGACUAUCAUAGCCGCCAAAAGUGAAGCUGUUAAACGGCAUCAGAUGGAGAUACUGGACAGGGAGAGCCGAGUUGAGUUGGAAGAUGAACAAGCUUGUUAUGAACAGAUCAAGUUCAACUUCAAACAGUGGGAACAACAGAACGCAUCCAGGAUCAACUUCAUCAACAAAACAAGCGACUACGAGACUCUUCAAAUAUCAAAACAAAGGCAAAGUGCUCUGGCUGAGAAAUCAAAACAGGAUCCCCCAGGUAUCAGGGACACAGUGGAACACAACACCUUGCUCAAGAUGCUGACCACCACUGUUCACAGUGGGCGCCACAUCAACGUCCCCCUCUCUGAUAACCCUAACCUUGUCUCUCCGCACAAGGUCCUUCCUGGUAUCUCCCCCACUCGCAGCAACGAGCGCAGUGUCAUCACUCAGUGACUUCGUCACGUGAUCUGUGAAAACAUGUCCCGUGGUGAGUGACGUCGCGUGAUGUUGUGACGUCACGUGAUGUUGUGACGUCACGUGAUGUUAUGACAUCACGUGGUGACUGACAUCACUUAGUGAGUGUGCUGUACUUGAACGGAACUUUAUUUGAUAUGGCAGACUUUUUGUACACUUUUAAUUUAUUCUCACAAAAAAUCUCGUUAGAUGCCAGGAUCCUUCACAUAUAAGUUAAAGUAUAACGCAGUUUCUGAGAAAAUAUAUUUUACAAACGAUGAUUAAAUUAUAGCUCUGCAGAAACACAGGAGGACUAUAUUGUGCGAAAAUACAACUGCAUAAUAUGUGAAGAGUUCCUUAGAUUAUUUAAGUCUAAAAAAUAAUAAAACAAGAGUAUUUUGGAUAUUUUUAAGUCAUGCGAUUACCUUUGUAAAUAAUUGUACAUAUUAUGUCACUGUUCUCAUUUGCAUCCCUUAA